AUGGCGGAGAGGCGGCCCAGCUACAGGGACGGCGACAGGGCGGCGGCAGGCGAGCCGGGAAGGCACUGGAGGCCGCCGCGCGCGCAGACACACGGUGGUGGAAAUGUCUCUGUCCCACUGUGGGAGAGGAAAUUUUGCACUGAUGCUUGUUUUAUCCCCUGGGGUAAGCUGUGCGAGACGAAGAAAUUGAUGUCGAUGUAUGCAAAUAUUGUUGACUGGGAUGAUUCAGCUGCGUUUGAAGCCUUCAAAGAUGCAAAGGACCGUUUCUAUGCUGUAUAUCAUGGUCAACCAUGUAACAUCCCUCUUCCUGACCCAAACAUGUAUAUUGGUGUGGUCAACCCAGAUGAGUAUCUUGAUCCUGAACUGAUUGCUGAUCUGGAGAGGUCACGGCGCUCUGUUCCCAGAAGGGACAACACUGCGCCAGAUGGCUGGGACUCCUUCAUCUUCACUGACAAGCCAGUUCCGGCCACAGGAUGGGGUGAUGGGGAAACAACCAACACAAUUGGUCAGCAAUGCUCGGUGAACUGGGAUAAUUAUGUGGAACAGCCCAUUGAAGCCAAUUGCAAUCAAAGCUCAGCGAACUGGGAUAAUUAUGCUAGUCAGCCUGCUGAAACAUUUGUUCAGCAAAGCUCUUGGGACAUGUAUGCAGAACAGCAAGGUCAGACAAGCAGCUGGGGGGCUCCAGUCAUGCCCGGCACAUCCAAUUGGGACAUGAAUGGCGACUCCCAGCAGGCAUGGAACCAUGACUAUGGUUGGGGCUCUGCAGCCGUUCAGACUGAUUCAUGGGGCAACCAAAGAGAUAGCUACUGUGUGCCUGACAGCCAAGCUCAAGGCAGCUCAUAUGGACACUGGAAAAGGCGGAACAAUGAGUCGGGCAGAAGGAACAGCAGGAACAGAGAAAGAGGUGGCCCUAUUGGCUCAAAGGCCAUGAAAUCAAAGUACCAAGCGGACGAGCAUGGCGGCGCAAACAACAGCUGGAGGCCCUGCCGUGUAAGAGAUAGCAUGCACUACUCUUAUGAGCAGCCUGGCUACGGCAACCAGUCGCUAGCAAUGUAAGAAUGACGAAGACGCUUGCGUGUUGGCUGCAUUGGAGGUGCCAUUUUGGACAUCUUCAGCUGUUAGAAUAGAGCUAUCCAAGGACCUGUAGGUUAUGUGACGUUCCUGUAGAUGGUAAUGACUUUUGUCACGCAAUUUGCGCCUUGUGUAAAUAUGUUUUGAGCUCAGUUGUUCUGUUUAGUGGCUGUAUUGCAGCAUCGAUGUUGUUCUGAAUAGCUGAGUAACAGAGAGAUCUUGUGUUAAGAUUGCUUAAUGCCAGCAAGUCGUAAUUCGGGUUUCUAUGU
This is a messenger RNA of Lolium rigidum, 1340 nucleotides long. RefSeq lists its product as uncharacterized. NCBI's taxonomy places the organism in Eukaryota, Viridiplantae, Streptophyta, Magnoliopsida, Poales, Poaceae. Bases 1 to 1056 code for a protein of 351 amino acids. The record is from RefSeq and is a predicted model, not a curated record. The transcript has 2 exons.